UCCUCCUAUACAAAUGAAGCUGCACCCUCCCAUUCUCCAGUUCAAUCGGAUACUUCAGACCCUCGCCAAGCCGAAACCACCGACUUUCCUCCUCCACAACCUUGAUCCAUCCUUUUCCUUCCACAUCAUCCUCACCCAUUCCACCCUCUCUCCCCAAAAGCGUAAAGUCUAACAACCACCGCAUAGGAUAUUCCUUCUCCUUGCCGUUCAAGCUCACCGUCGAGUAACUCCCGGGACUAUCCACGACCAGCAACAACGCACCUUGCCGCACGUACUCGGUCAGCCUCAUCAGGAAAGAUUGCGUUUUCGCGACAGAGACGGUGUAGAGCUCGUUGAGCGUAAACAUGAUGGUGACGACAUGUGCGUCUUGCACUGCGGCUUGGAGUGCGGUCGGGGGCAUGGACAAGAUGUCUGCUUGUUGAAAAGUGUGGGUAAGAGAUGAUGAAGGAAGGAGUGGUUUAUUGGCGGCCUUUACAGCGGCGGAAGCGUAAGGCGAGAGAUGCGGGGCGGUGGUGAUGUGGGUGGAGAGGAGGUUGAGAAUGGGUGACCAAUUCGCUAUGUCGAUUGUCAAGAUAUCGACAGUUGGCUGCGCUUCCUCCUCCAAACCCUCGGAAUUCUCAAUCUCUUCGCCUUUCUCGACUUCUUCGUCGGUUUGGGUACUUCUGUCUGCUAUGCCCAUCAUUUUCGCAAACCCUCCUAGAGCUACAAUCUCCGCCCCGGCUCCGCCACCCAGAUUCACCACUUUCCACGUCUUUCUCUUUUCCUCACCGCUGAAGGGUCGGAGCUCAGACUUGAGUGUCUGGAAUAUAGAGAGAUAGUUUAGUGCGCGGCUCGGGCUCCAUCGAGCGGCAUAGGCCUCGAGGUAUUCUUCCUUGCUGAAAGCGGCGGCAAAUUCACGGUUGAAGAGAUGUUGUUUGACCUCCUGGAGCAGCGGUUUGAAAUCGGAGUCCAGGCGCGUGCGGAAGGCGUCUCUGAAGAUGUUGAGCAGGAGUUGCUGGAGGUCGACGGGGAUUGUCGGAGUGGAGGGUGCUGAUGAUACUGCUAUGAGAGGUACCCUAUACUCAUACGUAAUCGCGCCUAUGAGUGAAGUCUCUGGGUAGUUCCGUCGCUCGUGGAUAAUAAUCACGUUCCAAGCGAGCGAGAAAGAGAGAGGGGAGAAAAAAAGAGAGCCGCCUCGGAACCAAUGCUACUAACAUCGGAAACAUUUCCGACAUCCAAGUAUACAUAUUCCGAACGGAACGGAGCAUCAGAUUACACACCACACACUACAUCCUCCUUCCCACCUCACCAAGAACGAGAAAAGCAGGCGUUGAAAAUCUCUGGAAAAAAAUCGCGAAUUCCAUCAUAAAGCUAGAAAAGAUAGAUUAUCCGCAAAAUGCGUCUUCCAUAUAUCCCCUCCGACCCGCAAUUCCCCUCCCCAGAAGACCAAGCCAUCGUCUCCCGAAUCCAGCAACGACGCGGCCCCAACGGACUCCUCGAGCUCGACCGCGCGCUCCUACACUCGCCUCCCGUCGCGGACGGAUGGAACUCCUUCCUCGCCUCCAUCCGCACCCAGACGUCUCUCUCGAUAUCGAUCCGCGAGCUCGCCAUCUGCCGCGUCGCAGUGCUGAACCGUGCAUGGUAUGAGUGGGACCAUCACGCGCCGCUGCUGCUGGCAGCGUCUGGUAUGACGCAGGCGCAUGUAGACGCUGUCAGGAGUCUACCACCCCAUUACGACCGCGCUGGAGAGAGCGACGAUGUGUUUGAUGAGCCGCACCGUGCGGUGUUGGCGUAUGUGGAUGCUAUGACCUUGGAUGUUACUGUGGCGGAGGAGGUGUUUGGAAGGGUGAAGAAGGCGUUUGGGGAGAAGGGAUCGGUGGAGGUUACCGCGACUGUUGCGGCGUAUAAUUGUGUGAGUCGGUUUUUGGUCGCUCUAGACGUCGGAGAGAUGAAUGGGAAAGGAAAAGAGGCCUCGAGUUAG
This is a messenger RNA of Periconia digitata, 1960 nucleotides long. NCBI's taxonomy places the organism in Eukaryota, Fungi, Ascomycota, Dothideomycetes, Pleosporales, Periconiaceae. The record is from the annotation of a GenBank genome assembly.